UAUAAGUGUAUUAACAGAUUUAGCCUCUACUAUGUGAUAUAUUUUCCCCAAAAUGCUUACAAGACCCUAUAAGAUUAAUUUAACAUUCGAGGACGAAUGUUCUAAAGGGGGGGAGGAUGUUACAUCCCGUAUUUUUGAACGUCGGAUUAAUUGUAAGUUGAGGUGGGGCCCACACGUCAAGAUUUUUUUUGGGACAUGUGACAUAUUAUAUGAAUCACAUAUGUGAAGUUAAACACAACUCAAGAAGGACCCUUGGGCCAAAUCAAAGUGGAAGUCCUCCAAACGAAUAUUUUUAAGAAAACGUUUUCGGGUAACCUGACUUUGGGGGGCAAAAACGAUAUUAUAAGUUUGGAAUUUGGAAAAGUACCAAGAAAUAGAAGUUGUAGAUAAUUGAAUUAGCUUUCCAUCCAUAGGUCGUGGGUUCCCAGGUGACGUCGGUACAAGGAGAUAUGGACGUUUUAAGGCAGAAAGGUCAGUGGGCUAGGCCCAAUCCGAGCCCAACCGGGUUAGGCCCAUUACCCAUGUCCUUAUAAGUGCCAAUUUCGGCCUUCUUCAUCAUUUUAACACCAGGAACAACCAGAAAAUUCUGGAAAGAGAGAGAGGAGCUUUGGAGAGAAAAAAAAACAAUUUUGACCAAAAUCCGAGCCCCGAAUCCCGAAGCCCAUGAAGGGAAAAGUGUUGUACGCUACGUUGUCUUCAAUUUGAGCUAAAAAUCAACCAAAGAGGAGAGUGAUGACGUGGUGGCUGCCUACUUAAGAUUCGGAGUGAAACGGGAUUUGAGUUUUGGCGAACGUAAGACGCAUAUAAGGUACCGACGACAGGUUUGCUGAGCCGUCCGCUUAGGAUCUUAUUCUCCUAUUUUGGAGCGCUCUCUUAUCCAGAGCCCAUCUUUUGCCAUGCCUCCGAAGAAAGCGACAGCUGCCCAGAAGGGCAAGUCAGUAGCAGCCGGAGAGACUAGUCGGGCUCAGAAAGUCACUCGGACCCUUGCUCAAAUUAUGCAAGAUACUGCGCCCCGGCCAACCGACUCUACUACAUCAUCAUCAUCGGAGGAGUCUGGAGCAGCAGCCGCUGCCACUAUGGAUCAGGGGGCGGCUUCACCAGUAGCUCCAGAGGUUCCAGUACCUGAGCCUCCAGCUCCACAGCCAGGGGCUGAGGAUCGGGCUAUGAGAGAUGCGGUCCAGUUGUUGACCAGACUGGUAGCAGGGCAGGUUCAUAGGCACGGACUUGGGGAUGGUCGUGCAGACAGACGUGACAGUUCGAGAGCUCGUGAGUUCCUGACCUGUAAUCCUCCAGAGUUCUUCGGGACAAAGCCCGAGGAGGAUCCUGAGGAGUUUAUCAGGAAGAUGCGGCGCACUUUGCAUUUGAUUAAUGCUUCCGCGACAGAGUCAGUCACGUUGGCUUCGUACCGGUUGUAUGAUGUAGCGGCUAAUUGGUACGAGUCAUGGGAGUUAUCCAGAGGUGACGGCGCUCCCCCAGCAGUUUGGGAUGAUUUUUCUCAGGCCUUUCUUAGCCAUUUUCUGCCUCCGGAGUUACGGCGGGCCAGGGCUGACAGAUUCUUAUUGCUGAGACAGAGGGGCCGCAGUGUUCGAGAGUACAGUAUGGAGUUCGACUCAUUGGCCCGAUAUGCACCUGCUGUGGUAGCUACUAUGGCUGACAGGAUGGACAGGUAUAUUCUGGGGCUGGACCGUUAUUUUGUCGACAGUUGCUUGGUAUUGGCCGCUCAGCCCGAUAUGGAUAUUGCCCGGAUUCAGGCGCACGCUCAGGGCAUGGAGGACCGGCACAGGGGUCAUCAGCCCGAUAGGAGUCAGGAUCGGAGACAGCCCAAGAGGGCCAGAUCAUCUGGGUAUUUUGAGGAAUUUCGGAGUGGGCAGCCUCAGCAUCAGCAGCAGUCUAGCAAGCAUUCUUCCCAGCCCGCACAGAGCACACCUCCGCAGUUCUCAGGCAGGAGAUUUGAUAGCCCAGGGUAUUUAGGAGCAGGCCAGAGCUCCGGGGUUUCAGGUUCGCGGGUAGACAGAAGUUCCGGUCAGACGAGGCCACCCAGGCCUCAGUGUUCUUAUUGUGGGAGAUACCACCCGGGAGAGUGCUACCGUGCUACAGGUGCUUGUUAUUCUUGUGGCCGCCAGGGCCAUACUGUGAGAGAGUGUCCGUAUAAGGGUAAUUUGGGAGGUCCAGCGCAGCCUACCGGAUUAGUCGCUGGGUCAUCGUCUCCUUCGAUAGCCAUGCGCCCUGCGGGGCAGGGUACGUCGACAUCAGCAAGCCGCGGCAGAGGUCGUGGCGGGGCUCCCAGUUCAAGCGGUCCUUCGAACCGCAUCUAUGCCUUGACUAGUCGACAGGACCCGGAGGCGCUACCAAACGCGGAUACAGAUUCGGAGUGAAACGGGAUUUGAGUUUUGGCGAACGUAAGACGCAUAUAAGGUACCGACGACAGGUUUGCUGAGCCGUCCGCUUAGGAUCUUAUUCUCCUAUUUUGGAGCGCUCUCUUAUCCAGAGCCCAUCUUUUGGUAUAGUCUGUCACUACUGUAUAUAUAUAUAUAUAUAUAUUCUCGUUCAUGGGUAUGGCGGGGCCCUGUCCCGUCAUAUGAUUCUGUCGGUCUAUUUAGAGGUCUGUGGACAUGUUUGUGGGUUAGGGUCUUUCUGUAUGGAUGUAUGUACAUGUCGUUUGGGCGAUCCCAUACGCCGAGGCGGCCGGUCCGCGUAUGUUUAUAUAUUGCUUGGUUAGCCCUGUGUGGCUUUUGUUGGUAUUUUCUGCGUGCAGGGUAUAUUGGAUAGUCCGUAAAACAAAGGAAACUCUGUCGAAAUUUUUCUGGAAAUUACCUAAAU
Messenger RNA from Lycium barbarum (goji berry), 2820 nucleotides. RefSeq lists its product as uncharacterized. Lineage: Eukaryota; Viridiplantae; Streptophyta; Magnoliopsida; Solanales; Solanaceae. The coding region runs from base 897 to 2375 and encodes 492 amino acids. The record is from RefSeq and is a predicted model, not a curated record. The transcript is spliced from 6 exons. Gene Ontology annotation, molecular function: nucleic acid binding; zinc ion binding.